This is a messenger RNA of Saccharomycopsis crataegensis, 1677 nucleotides long. RefSeq names its product Brr6/Brl1 family protein. Gene Ontology annotation, biological process: nuclear envelope organization; lipid homeostasis. Gene Ontology annotation, cellular component: nuclear envelope; nuclear membrane. The coding region runs from base 1 to 1677 and encodes 558 amino acids. The record is from RefSeq and is a predicted model, not a curated record. NCBI's taxonomy places the organism in Eukaryota, Fungi, Ascomycota, Saccharomycetes, Ascoideales, Saccharomycopsidaceae. The transcript has a single exon.
AUGGAAAUAAAUAACGAUCUAACAUGGCUUUCGCUAAAUGAACCAAAUGAACCAAACAUUAGUGAUAUUUCCUUUGGUGCCCUAACUCUUGCUGAGGAAGAACUGGAUCUCAUAGAUAUAGAUAGUAUUGAGUAUGAUAAUGAUGAAGUGGUCAAGAUGGAUAUUGACUCAGAUGAAGAUUACGAACAUCAUGCGGGGAAUCAGCGAAUUAGAGAAAUCAACCCAAACCAGACAAUAAAUGAUGAUCCAUCAGUCCCAAAGAAAAAUAUUUUCCAAAGCAAAAGCACAGAUGAGAGUUACCGAGGGGUAUCUAUGUUUGGAAAUAUCAUGGAUAGCAUUUCAAAGACUAGCAAUGCAAUUUUCUCUCCCACUAAACUCGGAACCAAACUUGCCAAAAAAUCAUUCAUGAAAAGGGUCAAAGAAAUGGAAGACGAAAAGACCGGGAAAAACAGAGACUCAAUGAAUUUUAUGGACAUGUCGCAGGACGAUGACCUCCAUUUCGAUGAUGACGUAUACAGUGAAACCCCAUUAAAGAACAAGAGUAAUAGUAUAAAAAGUGGCAGCUUUCCUGUAGCUUCAGGAAAAGGUAUGAGAAAAAGAUUUAGAGGGCUCAAACAAACGUCUAGAAGUUUCAACUACGGAAGAGGAAUGAAGACGAGGAAAAGUAUGCUUUCUGAGGUCACAGGAGAAAAGGAAGCUCCAGUGGAAAUUAGUGUGGAGGAGAACCUUGGAACUAGCAGUGAUAUGGAAGAACCUAAUGAUGAUGACUUCAGCACAGAUGCUACUAAAGCCGAUACUGAAUUCGAUAUAUUAAUGGACCGAGCCUCUUCUCCUCAGAAUGCCAAUAAUUCAGAGCAGAAACAUAGAUCUGAUUAUUUCGCAACUCCAAAAUACCAAAGUAAUGCGGACUCACCAUGGGGCAAGGGUCCAAUACAAUUGCAAAUGCAUUAUCAUUAUCAUAACGGUGGUGAUACCCACAAUAAUGUCUUCAAUUCCAAUUCGACACCAUUCAAUUUAUUCCAAAGCAGUACACCGUCAGUUAAUCAAUCUAAUACCCAAAAUAUUAAUUCUGGCGAUCUUAGAGCACAAUUUUCAGAGAACCUUCCUUCGCCUUGGUCAAAUAAUAUCCCAAAGAACUCGUCACCUUACCUUGUUUCAUCAUAUCUUCAAAUUUUGUUCAACGCAAUUACAAUGGCUGGAGUGGUUUACAUUGGAUUUUCUACAAUCAACUCGAUUCGUCUUGAUAUAUCUACUAAAUUGAAAGAGAAAGUGGCAACCAUGGUGUUACAAUCGGCUCUUUGUGCCCAAAAGUACCGUGAAAACAGAUGUGAUCCAUCCACCAUAGUCCCAGCCUUGGAAAAACAGUGUUUUGAAUGGGAGAAAUGCAUGACGCGCAACCCACAAUCUGGAUCCUAUUAUGCUGCUGUAGGGGCCGAAACCUUGGGAGUACUUUUAAAUAGCUUAGCUGAACCAAUUGGUAUGAAGGCGUUCUUAUUAUUCGGGUGUAUCUUGUGUCUAUGGCUAUUUGGCAGUAAUCUCUUUUUUGGAUUUAUCCGAGGCAAAGCCUAUUACCACAAUGAGCCGACACCAGCAUUGACUUAUGAAUCGGCCGCCCCGUUGCCAACAAUAAAGGUAAAUGGGGAGCCAGCGAAGCAAUUAGUUCUCAAAGAAGACUAG